AUGAAGAAUGACAAGAAGACUUCUAACAACUACGAGAAACAACUUCGCAGUGCAAGAAAUGGAAAGAUGAAGGCUACCACAGUUCCUGGCAGCAACUCUGAUGAGUUGGCGCCUCCUUCGUCCAUUGGAGGCACUGGUGGUCAACAAUCUUCCGGAUUGAAACGUAAUCAUGCAGCAUCAUUGGAACUUGGACUCGAAGGCGAAGAAUCAGCUCAAGGACAAGAGCCAAAGCGGGCAAAGACAGAUGAUUGGUUUGAGCAAUACAUGGCAAGCGAGAUCAAUGAUCUAGGCCUCAACACUACUGAUACCUUUGAUGCAUUGAUUCCCAGCAGGGCAAGUGGCCCUGGUGAACCUUUGUCUUCAACCUCCUUGCACCCGGCCCUUGCAACCACUACAAACAUCAUUUCACAUACCUCUGCUCCUCGUAAAUGUGUGUUUUCUGCGGUUCCUGCUGUCACCUUCAACCCAUGGGAGGAUUGA
Coprinopsis cinerea okayama7#130 is the source of this 480-nucleotide messenger RNA. RefSeq lists its product as hypothetical. The transcript is spliced from 2 exons. Lineage: Eukaryota; Fungi; Basidiomycota; Agaricomycetes; Agaricales; Psathyrellaceae. The coding region runs from base 1 to 480 and encodes 159 amino acids. The record is from RefSeq and is a predicted model, not a curated record.